This is a messenger RNA of Cyprinodon tularosa, 2729 nucleotides long. RefSeq names its product ADP-ribosylation factor-binding protein GGA1-like. Gene Ontology annotation, molecular function: ubiquitin binding; small GTPase binding; phosphatidylinositol binding. NCBI's taxonomy places the organism in Eukaryota, Metazoa, Chordata, Actinopteri, Cyprinodontiformes, Cyprinodontidae. Gene Ontology annotation, biological process: intracellular protein transport; vesicle-mediated transport. The transcript is spliced from 17 exons. The record is from RefSeq and is a predicted model, not a curated record. Gene Ontology annotation, cellular component: trans-Golgi network. The coding region runs from base 33 to 1979 and encodes 648 amino acids.
GCUCGACGUAACCUUACGUACAUCUCGCAGUGAUGGCUGCGCCGCCCGAUACGGAGAGUUUGGAGUCUCGUAUCAACAGAGCCACAAAUCCACUGAACAGAGACACAGACUGGAGCAGCAUUAAUGCCUUCUGUGAACAGCUCAACAAUGAUUUGGAGGGACCUCAGUUGGCCACCAGGCUUCUGGCCCACAAAAUCCAGUCCCCCCAAGAGUGGGAGGCCAUGCAGGCACUAUUGGUUCUGGAGACGUGUAUGAAAAACUGUGGGAAAAGGUUUCACAGUGAAGUGGGCAAGUUCCGUUUUCUCAACGAGCUCAUCAAAGUAGUUUCACCAAAGUAUUUAGGUUCUCGCUCGCCGGGACCAGUUAAACAUAAAGUGUUGGAGUUGAUCUAUAGCUGGACGUUGGCGUUGCCUGAUGAGCCUAAGAUCUCUGACGCCUAUCAGAUGCUAAAGAAACAAGGUAUCAUUAAACAAGACCCAGAGCUGUCUCCUGACAAACUUUUACACCUUCCUCCACGCAGACCUAAAAAUGCCAUAUUUGAGGAUGAGGAGAAAUCAAAAAUGUUGUCCCGCCUGCUAAAUAGCUCGCACCCAGAGGACCUAAAAGCUGCUAACAAACUCAUAAAGGAAAUGGUCCAAGAGGAUCAGAGGCGAGCAGAGAAGGUGUCUAAGCGAGUGAACGCCAUCCAGGAGGUGAAGGAGAGCGUCGCUCUGCUGACUCAGCUUCUGCAGGACUAUGACCGCACGGCUCCUGCUCAGGACAACGCUGACCUGAUACAGGAUUUGUACCAUCGCUGUGAGAAGAUGAGGCCGACGCUGUUCAGGCUAGCCAGUGACACAGAGGACAACGACGAGGCUCUGGCUGAGAUCCUCCAGGCCAACGACAGCCUGACUCAUGUCAUCAACCUGUACAAGCAGCAGGUGAAGGGAGAGAUUGUGAAUGGAAACACGUUAAAUACACAGAAACCUGCCGCACUGCUAGACCUGUCAGGAUUGGACACCUCCCCCCAGUCACCUUAUUCCUUCCCUGAGCUCCCCACUCCCACAGACAGUCUCAAUGCUCCCUCACAGGACACAGGAAUCAGCCUCCUUGACGAUGAGCUCAUGUCACUCGGUUUAAGUGAAGGAACGCACCCAUCUAACCCCAUGUCACAACCAGAGGACUCCACAGCGUGGGAUUCCUUCCAGUCCUCUGACAGCAUUGAAGCAGAUGUCCAAGCAGCACCUAGUCUCCUCCUGAAUCCCGACCCGCUUCAUCACUCUCAGGCUGUUUCUUCUGGCUCCAACCCUGGGAACUCGGCACUGGAUGAGCUGGACCUCCUGGGAAAGACGCUGCUGCAGCAGUCGCUGCCACCGGAGGGUCUGCAGGUCAAAUGGGACAAGCAGCAGUCCAAGCCCACACUGAGGGAUCUCCAGAGCAAGUCAGGAUUGAGCACAGCUGCACAUCCAGUUGGAGGUUUUGUGCCCGAUCAUCCCGCUCCCAGCCUCGGAGGCUCACUGCUGGACAAAUCUCCAGCUCACUCAGCAGCUCUGUCCCCAGAAGUUACCCUGGCUAAUGUUUUUGUACCGCUAGAAUCCAUAAAGCCCAGUAGUCUGUUGCCCAUAACCGUGUUUGACGGCCACAGUCUGCGGGUUCUUUUCCACUUUGCCCGUGACUCGCCUCCGUCUCGACCCGACGUGUUGGUGGUGAUCAUAUCCAUGUUGUCCUCAGCCCCUGUUCCUGCCACCAACAUUCAUUUUGAAGCUAAAGCUCCACAGUCUGUGGGGGUGAAACUGCAGCCUCCAUCAGGAUCAGAGCUCCCAGCAUUCAACCCGAUCCUCCCUCCUGCAGCCAUCACGCAGAUCCUGCUGAUAGCCAACCCUAAUAAGGAGAAGUUUCAGCUGCAGUACAGACUAAGCUUCUCCAUGGGCGAGCAGGAGCACAGUGAAAGCGGCAGCGUAGAACAGUUUCCUAAUCCCGAGAAGUGGGGGAACCUAUAGCACCUAAACACAACCUGACAGACUCUGCUUCAGACUCAGCCUCCCUCUCUUGAAUGCUCCACCUCAGCUCGUUUUCAUUGCAGCCACACUGACGAAUAUUUUUUCUGGACGGUUAUUUUCUUUAUGGAUUACUGUCAUGCUCAGUCAGUGUGAUGUGUGCCAGCUUCGCUCUCAUUUAGCCAUCAGUGUGUAGGUCUAGAGUCUGGGUUUCUGUGGCUGCAUUCAAUGGAGCCUGCAACUGCUUUUCAUCCCAUUUUGAAAGGAAGAAAACAAACGUGUGCAUGUUUGCUCAUUCUGUGUGCUUUGUCCUUGUUUUUUUAACCUUUUUUUCUAACUUAUCUGCAUCAACCCUCGUGUCAGCAUGCUCUGCAAACAUGGGACAACAUUUUGGAGGAUUUCUGCACAGACAAACACGUGUUUAAUUUGUGAUUACUUGCUUCUGUCACGGUGGCUGAGUCACUUUUCGAUUGCACAAAGAUUGAUUGUUCUUAUAGUACUGUUUUUCUUUCUCUUGUCACUUCCCCCUUCGUCCUGUGUAAUGAACAAAAUCAACUGUAACAUCAGAGCUGUGUAUUUUCUGCCAUAUGUGCCUAUUUUGCUGUUGUAUUAUUUAAAAGUUUUAAGCGUUUGAAUGGACUUACCCUUUUCAUCUGUUACAUGUUAUUCAUUAGCGCUGCUGUGUCUUUGUGUUUAAACACAUGAUUUCCUGGGUUUAAGUUAAUAUUAAAGCAUUUAGCAGAUGAAAUUGAA